Molecule: messenger RNA, 6167 nt
Organism: Herpailurus yagouaroundi (jaguarundi)
Lineage: Eukaryota; Metazoa; Chordata; Mammalia; Carnivora; Felidae
Gene: KIF1A
Product: kinesin family member 1A
Exons: 51
Coding region: 220-5709 (1829 amino acids)
Biological process (GO): microtubule-based movement
Molecular function (GO): microtubule binding; microtubule motor activity; ATP binding
Source: RefSeq, a predicted model, not a curated record
ACUAAAACCUUCAGGGCAGCGUCCUGCACCUGCUGGGCGCUGGGGGAGGCUGAGCCACGGGGAUGCAGAGAAAGCUGAUGGCAGGAGCUGGGCUGGAAAGGGACCUGAGCACCCCGCUUCCGCGAAGGCAUAACGUCACCGCGCCCACCGCAGUUCCGGUGUCUCCGCCCUCGCCAGGGCUCCCAGCGCUGCUGAGGGUGACCAACGAAGGCCGGAGAGAUGGCCGGGGCCUCGGUGAAGGUGGCGGUGCGUGUCCGCCCCUUCAAUUCCAGGGAGAUGAGCCGAGACUCCAAGUGCAUCAUCCAGAUGUCUGGAAGCACCACCACCAUCAUUAACCCCAAACAGCCCAAGGAGACACCCAAAAGCUUCAGCUUCGACUAUUCCUACUGGUCACACACCUCGCCGGAGGACAUCAAGUACGCGUCACAGAAGCAGGUGUACCGGGACAUCGGCGAGGAGAUGCUGCAGCACGCCUUCGAGGGCUACAACGUGUGCAUCUUCGCCUACGGGCAGACCGGGGCCGGCAAGUCCUACACCAUGAUGGGCAAGCAGGAGAAGGACCAGCAGGGCAUCAUCCCGCAGCUCUGUGAAGACCUGUUCUCCCGCAUCAACGACACGACCAACGACAACAUGUCCUACUCCGUGGAGGUCAGCUACAUGGAGAUUUACUGUGAACGCGUCCGUGACCUCCUGAAUCCCAAGAACAAGGGCAACCUGCGAGUGCGCGAGCACCCGCUGAUGGGGCCGUAUGUGGAGGACCUCUCCAAGCUGGCCGUCACCUCCUACAAUGACAUCCAGGACCUCAUGGACUCAGGGAACAAGGCCAGGACCGUGGCCGCCACAAACAUGAAUGAGACCAGCAGCCGCUCCCACGCUGUCUUCAACAUCAUCUUCACCCAGAAGCGCCACGACGCGGAGACCAACAUCACCACAGAGAAGGUGAGCAAAAUCAGCCUGGUGGACCUGGCCGGGAGUGAGCGGGCCGACUCCACGGGAGCCAAGGGCACGCGGCUCAAGGAGGGAGCCAACAUCAACAAGUCCUUGACCACGCUGGGGAAGGUCAUCUCUGCUCUGGCGGAAAUGGACUCUGGGCCCAACAAGAACAAGAAAAAGAAGAAGACCGAUUUCAUUCCCUACCGAGAUUCCGUGCUGACCUGGCUGCUCCGGGAAAACCUGGGCGGGAACUCCAGGACCGCGAUGGUAGCGGCCCUGAGCCCUGCAGACAUCAACUACGACGAGACUCUGAGCACGCUGAGGUACGCCGACCGGGCCAAACAGAUACGCUGUAACGCCGUCAUCAACGAGGACCCCAACAACAAGCUGAUCCGUGAGCUGAAGGACGAGGUGACCCGGCUGCGGGACCUGCUGUACGCCCAGGGUCUCGGGGACAUCACCGACACCAGCACUGUGCCCGGAGGACCCAAAUACGUGUCCGACCUUGAGAACAAUAACCGUAACCGUGGCGGGGCGGAGUUGAGUCCAGCCCCUGACAAUCUCUCCACAGUGACCAACACCCUGGUGGGCAUGAGCCCCUCGUCCUCGCUCUCGGCCCUGUCCAGCCGCGCCGCCUCCGUGUCCAGCCUGCACGAGCGCCUGCUGUUCGCCCCAGGCAGCGAGGAGGCCAUCGAGAGGCUGAAGGAGACGGAGAAGAUCAUAGCCGAGCUCAACGAGACCUGGGAAGAGAAGCUGCGGCGGACGGAAGCCAUCCGGAUGGAGAGGGAAGCACUGCUGGCCGAGAUGGGCGUGGCCAUGAGGGAGGACGGCGGCACAUUGGGUGUGUUUUCUCCAAAAAAGACACCACAUCUCGUCAACCUGAAUGAGGACCCGCUGAUGUCCGAGUGCCUCCUGUACUACAUCAAGGACGGGAUCACCAGGGUGGGCCGGGAAGAUGCGGAGAGGCGGCAGGACAUUGUCCUGAGUGGGCACUUCAUCAAGGAGGAGCACUGUGUCUUCCGGAGCGACUCCCGGGGCGGCAGCGAAGCCGUGGUGACCUUGGAACCCUGUGAGGGGGCAGACACAUAUGUCAAUGGCAAGAAAGUCACGGAGCCCAGCAUCCUGCGGUCAGGAAACCGCAUCAUCAUGGGGAAGAGCCACGUGUUCCGGUUCAACCACCCCGAGCAGGCACGGCAGGAGCGCGAGCGCACGCCCUGCGCAGAGACGCCCGCUGAGCCCGUGGACUGGGCCUUCGCGCAGCGCGAGCUGCUGGAGAAGCAGGGCAUCGACAUGAAGCAGGAGAUGGAGCAGAGGCUCCAGGAGCUGGAGGACCAGUACCGCCGUGAGCGAGAGGAGGCCACCUACCUGCUGGAGCAGCAGAGGCUGGACUACGAGAGCAAGCUGGAGGCCCUGCAGAAGCAGAUGGGCUCCAGGUGCUUCUCUGAAGCGAACGAGGAGGACGAGGAGCCGGAGGACGAGGUCCAGUGGACGGAGAGGGAGUGUGAGCUGGCGCUGUGGGCCUUCCGGAAGUGGAAGUGGUACCAGUUCACGUCUCUGCGGGACCUGCUGUGGGGCAACGCCAUCUUCCUCAAAGAGGCCAAUGCCAUCAGCGUGGAGCUCAAGAAGAAGGUCCAGUUCCAGUUUGUCCUCCUCACGGACACGCUGUACUCCCCACUGCCGCCGGACCUGCUGCCCCCAGAGGCUGCCAAAGAGCGGGAGACACGCCCCUUCCCGCGCACCAUCGUGGCCGUGGAGGUCCAGGACCAGAAGAACGGGGCCACCCACUACUGGACGCUGGAGAAGCUCAGGCAGCGCCUGGACCUGAUGCGGGAGAUGUAUGACCGGGCCGCGGAGGUGCCCUCCAGUGUCAUCGAGGACUGUGACAACGUGGUGACUGGCGGAGACCCCUUCUACGACCGCUUUCCCUGGUUCCGGCUGGUGGGCAGUUCAGUCAUCUCUGGCUGCAACAGCUACCCUCUUCUCAACACAUGCAUGAGCGAGCGCAUGGCUGCUCUCACCCCCUCCCCCACCUUCUCGAGCCCCGACUCCGACGCCACCGAGCCUGCCGAGGAGCAGAGCGUGGGGGAGGAGGAGGAGGAGGAGGAGGAGGAGGAGGAUCUGCAGGACGACGUCUUUCCGGAGCACGCGCUGUGCGACGGCCGGGACCCGUUUUACGACCGGCCCCCCCUGUUCAGUUUAGUAGGAAGGGCCUUCGUGUACCUGAGCAACCUGCUGUACCCCGUGCCCCUGGUGCACCGCGUGGCCGUCGUCAGCGAGAAGGGAGAGGUGAAGGGCUUCCUCCGCGUGGCCGUCCAGGCCACUUCAGCUGAUGAAGAGGCCCCCGAUUACGGCUCUGGCGUCCGACAGUCAGGAACCGCCAAAAUCUCCUUUGAUGACCAGCAUUUCGAAAAGUUCCAGUCCGAGUCCUGCCCCGUGGUGGGGAUGUCCCGCUCCGGGACCUCUCAGGAGGAGCUGCGCAUCGUGGAAGGUCAGGGCCAGGGUGCGGAGGCAGGGCCCUCGGCCGAUGAGGUCAACAACAACACCUGCUCAGCCGUGCCUCCAGAAGGCCUCCUCCUAGACAGCCCUGAGAAAGCCGCCCUGGACGGGCCCCUGGACGCCGCCCUGGACCACUUGCACUUGGGCAGCACCUUUACCUUCCGUGUGACAGUCCUGCAGGCGUCCAGCAUCUCUGCCGAAUACGCGGACAUCUUCUGCCAGUUCAACUUCAUCCAUCGCCACGACGAGGCCUUCUCCACGGAGCCCCUCAAGAACACGGGGAGGGGCCCCCCGCUGGGCUUCUACCACGUCCAGAACAUCGCAGUGGAGGUGACCAAGUCCUUCAUCGAGUACAUUAAGAGCCAGCCCAUCGUGUUCGAGGUCUUCGGCCAUUACCAGCAGCACCCGUUCCCCCCGCUCUGCAAGGACGUGCUCAGCCCCCUGAGGCCCUCACGCCGCCAUUUCCCGAGGGUCAUGCCGCUGUCCAAGCCAGUGCCUGCCACCAAGCUCAGCACCCUCGCGCGGCCCUGCCCGGGGCCCUGUCACUGCAAGUACGACGUGCUGGUCUACUUCGAGAUCUGUGAGCUGGAGGCCAACGGCGAUUACAUUCCUGCGGUGGUGGACCACCGCGGUGGGAUGCCGUGCAUGGGGACCUUCCUGCUCCACCAGGGUAUCCAGAGACGGAUAACCGUGACACUGCUGCACGAGACGGGCAGCCACAUCCGCUGGAAGGAAGUCCGAGAGCUUGUCGUGGGUCGGAUUCGAAACACACCAGAAACUGAUGACUCCCUGAUCGACCCCAACAUCUUGUCUCUCAACAUCCUCUCCUCCGGCUACAUCCACCCGGCCCAGGACGACCGGCAGUUUCUUGAUUCGGACAUGCCUAGCGUUUCGUUUGGAAAUGACACUAGGACCUUUUACCAGUUUGAGGCCGCGUGGGACAGCUCCAUGCACAACUCUCUGCUGCUGAACCGGGUCACCCCGUACCGAGAGAAAAUCUACAUGACCCUCUCGGCUUACAUUGAGAUGGAGAACUGCACCCAGCCAGCCGUCAUCACCAAGGACUUCUGCAUGGUCUUCUACUCUCGGGAUGCCAAGCUGCCCGCCUCGCGCUCCAUCCGCAACCUGUUUGGCAGCGGGAGCCUGCGGGCCUCGGAGAGCAACCGCGUGACAGGCGUGUACGAGCUCAGCCUGUGCCAUGUGGCCGAUGCCGGCAGCCCAGGGAUGCAGCGGCGGCGGAGGCGUGUGCUCGAUACGUCUGUGGCCUACGUCCGCGGCGAGGAGAACCUGGCGGGCUGGAGGCCCCGGAGCGACAGCCUCAUCCUGGACCACCAGUGGGAGCUGGAGAAGCUGAGUCUCCUGCAGGAGGUGGAGAAGACCAGGCACUACCUGCUGCUGCGGGAGAAGCUGGAGACCACGCAGCGGCCCGGCCCCGAGGCGCCGUCCCCCGCCUCCAGCGAGGACUCCGGCUCCCACGGCCCGUCCGGCCCCUCGUCCCCACUCUCGGCCGAGGGCCGGCCGUCCCCCCUGGAGGCUCCCAACGAGAGACAGCGGGAGCUGGCCGUCAAGUGCUUACGCCUCCUCACGCACACGUUCAACCGAGAGUACACCCACAGCCACGUGUGCGUCAGCGCCAGCGAGAGCAAGCUCUCCGAGAUGUCUGUCACCCUGCUUCGGGACCCAUCCAUGUCCCCUCUGGGGGCAGCCACGCUCACACCCUCCUCCACCUGCCCCUCUCUGGUGGAGGGGCGGUACGGAGCAGCCGAUCUGAGGACCCCGCAGCCCUGCUCCCGGCCGGCCAGCCCAGAACCUGAGCCUGUGCCCGAGGCAGAUUCGAAGAAGCUUCCAUCCCCUGCUCGGGCCGUGGAGGCGGACAAAGAGCCCCCACGCCUGCUGGUUCCUGACAUCCAGGAGAUCCGGGUCAGCCCCAUCGUCUCCAAGAAGGGCUACCUGCACUUCCUGGAGCCACACACAGCCGGCUGGGCCAAGCGCUUCGUGGUGGUACGGCGGCCGUAUGCCUACAUGUACAACAGUGACAAGGACUCUGUGGAGAGGUUCGUGCUCAACCUGUCCACCGCCCAGGUGGAGUACAGCGAGGACCAGCAGGCCAUGCUCAAGACACCCAACACGUUUGCCGUGUGCACGGAGCACCGUGGCAUCCUGCUGCAGGCCAACAGCGACAAGGACAUGCACGACUGGCUGUACGCAUUCAACCCCCUCCUGGCCGGGACCAUACGGUCCAAGCUGUCCAGACGGCGGUCUGCCCAGAUGAGGGUCUGAGCCGGAGCCCCCCGCGCCCCCACGACAGCCAGCAGGCCAGCCCCGCCCCCAGUCCCCGUCACCAUCCGUCAUGUCACGCGUGCCCAGCCUGCCCCCACCAGCCAGCCAGCCAGCCGGUCCCCUGUUGGGGACGCUGCGCGGGGCCCCACAGAGCGCCACCUCUGGCCCGGGCGCCUGCACCGCAAGACCUAUCCUGCCCCGAGCAGAGGCCACGUUCUGUCUUCUUUCGGAGCGGGCCCCGGGUGGGAGCGGCUGGGAGGUGCCAGAGAGGCCGGAGGGCACAAGUCAGGGGCGUCGCCGCCGUUCUGAUAUUUUUUUAAGCAUAGACAGACUUAUAAUUAAUAUACAUUAGUUAGUGACACCGAAACAGGCCACUCAGAAAUUAACUAUAAGACUGUGUUCUAUUUAUAAGUAUUUAUUUCUAAUGCCUUCACAUAGACCCGUAGGAUUCGGAUGGA